Molecule: messenger RNA, 1506 nt
Organism: Cantharellus anzutake
Lineage: Eukaryota; Fungi; Basidiomycota; Agaricomycetes; Cantharellales; Hydnaceae
Exons: 4
Coding region: 1-1506 (501 amino acids)
Source: RefSeq, a predicted model, not a curated record
AUGCUAACUUGCUGUAGAGCUUUCCUCCGUCACCUUAGUGAUUUCAAGGCCCCUGUGAAGUCUGAGAAUGAGGAACAUAGUAUAUCGGGCCUUAUGAAGGCCAUCCUGCAACAUGCCAAAAAAACUGUCCAUUUUAAUGAUGACUUAGAGAGGCAUCCAGGUGGCAGCGAUGUAUGCGUGAAGCUGAAGGCUAUAGAUGAGGAUAAUGUGGACUUUUAUACACCAGUGAUGAAAAACGAGGAUGGCUUCGCUAUUGAAAUCGACAAGGAGUUUGGUGAUAAAGUGGGCUCAGCUGACGAGGUGCAGGACAACUGGAAGAGUGCCAACAUUCUCCCCCUCUUACUUGAGCAUCACCUUCGAUUUGCCGGGUGGCAUCGUGGAGUACCAUGCUUGGAUAAGUCACUGCCAUCCAAUUGGACGCCACGUGAAACUGCCCGUUGCUUGUUGCAACUCUCUCACACCAUUCCAGCCCAGAGGUUGAGAGUCGAGACCAUGACCGAAGAGGAAUAUGUGGAACGCGAGGUAGUGCACUGGGCUCCAGACCCAAAGGGUGAGGUUCGAUCUUAUGUAUUGCCCGAAGAUCAGGUCUUGACAAUUGGAGGAUCUUACACAAUCCCUCACUUCGAUCUAACAACGCAGAGUGAGAACGAGGUCCUGAUGAUGGAAGAAUCUUACACGGCACCCAGCACCCCUCGCUUCGAUCUGAUGCCACAAAGCGAGGACGAAGCCCCGAAGAUUGGGGCAUUGCACACCAUGCCUCACUUCAAUCUGAAGCCGCAAAACAGAAGAAGCAUCUCCAGAGAGGGAGGAUGCAGUGCCUCUCCCGCAGUGGCCAUCACGCAAUUUAAUCUGAUGCCCCAAAGCGGGAAUAGCAUGAGUACCGCCAUUCUUCCCAUUGAUCCUUUGCUGCAAAAUGGGGACAAUAUUCUGGCGAAGCCAAGGGGUGGAACGAUGGACCGAUCCCCAAGAAUGGCGUCUAUUCCACCGAUUAAGGUGAUUAACCCAACACCCCAAAGCAGCCCGAUUAAAGGGCAGUCAGGAUUGAGGGAGAAGAACAACGGCGUCAGCUAUCUCACUGUCAAGAAUGAACAUGACUCUCGCUCACGUUCAGAAUCUCCUUCCUCCACAGCAAGUACAAAUGGAGAGCCCAUCACCUAUGACCACCUCCUUAGGUGUGCACAGAACGGGGUGUGGAGGGCGGCUAUAAAGGCUGCCACGAUCCUUUGUUCGGAAGCACUCGAGAGUCAAGAUGUUGAACUCCUGGUUAAGGUCGAUGUCAUUGCUGAGCAAAUUAAAAGCAAACAGUCACCACUCGACGAGCCAGAUGUUUCCUUGCAUUGGCAGCUCAUUAAUGAUGCUGGGGAAGAACUUCUUCUAAAUAAAGGGGCUGAUGUUGGGAAGGUUGCUAGGUCAGUAGCUCAGCUUCUUGACGAGGCAGAGGCCAGCGAAGAAAGGGAUGGGGUAAUGGACAAAUGGAUUGCCAGGCUGCCACGCAGGGCGCCCUGA